This is a messenger RNA of Pseudocercospora fijiensis CIRAD86, 2624 nucleotides long. RefSeq names its product glycoside hydrolase family 31 protein. Gene Ontology annotation, biological process: carbohydrate metabolic process. The transcript is spliced from 2 exons. Gene Ontology annotation, molecular function: hydrolase activity, hydrolyzing O-glycosyl compounds; carbohydrate binding. NCBI's taxonomy places the organism in Eukaryota, Fungi, Ascomycota, Dothideomycetes, Mycosphaerellales, Mycosphaerellaceae. The record is from RefSeq and is a predicted model, not a curated record. The coding region runs from base 34 to 2364 and encodes 776 amino acids.
CUCAUUCUUAUCACACCGAAAAAUCUUCCCAUCAUGAAGUUCCGCGAUGGAAUGUGGUUGGUCGCAGAAGACAAACGAGUGGAGUACGCAGAGGAGAUCUACUCAAUCACAGAAGCGAACGAUGGCAAGAAAUUAAGCCUGCUAUGCCCAACCGCACAGGUUCAUUCCAGAGGAGAUACCCUGAACAGAACGACCUUGACUGUUGAUCUGGAAGCCGUCAGUGAUGGCAUUCUGUCUGUCGAAGUCACCCAUUGGCACGGUACUCUCCCCAAAGGCCCGCACUUUGACCUCUUCCCGCAUGGAAAACCGCCUCUCGUCAAUGCAUCGAUCGAGAAGUCGGAGGCCGGCACGACUUUGAGGUCUGGAAGUAUCGCUGCGACGGUCACCUCUCGUCCACAUACUUUCGACAUUCGCUUCCACAGCUCGGAUGGAAAGCAUAAAUUAACAUCUCUCCUCGACCGAAGUGUCGCUUUGGCAUAUUCCCCCGGCCCGGGAAGUGUGAUGCAAACGGCAGAUAUGCGAGACUUCAAGCACUAUAUCUUGACGCAAACCACGCUCGGAGUCGGCGAGGGGGUGUAUGGUCUUGGGGAAAGGUUUGGGGCUUUUAAUAAAGUUGGGCAAAGCAUUGAAUUGUGGAAUGCCGAUGGUGGGACUUCGAGUGAUCAGGCUUAUAAGAAUCUUUCGGUUUGGAUUUCGAAUAGAGGGUAUGGGGUUUUUAUCGAUCAUCCCGAACGUGUGGAGUUGGAAGUUGGGAGUGAGAGGUGUUGUAGAGUGCAGACGAGUGUGGAGGGACAAAGGUUGAAGUGGUAUAUUAUUUAUGGACCUACGCCGAAAGAGGUCCUUCGCAGGUAUACCGAGCUUACUGGACGGCCAAAUAAGUUGCCCGCUUGGAGUUUUGGCUUGUGGCUGAGUACGUCUUUCACGACUGAGUAUGAUGAGAAGACUGUCAGUUCGUUUCUUCAAGGGAUGCGGGAUCGCGAUAUACCGCUGCAGGUGUUUCAUUUUGAUUGCUUCUGGUUACGAAGCUUCCAUUGGUGCGAUUUCGAGUUCUCGGCUGAGCGUUUCCCGGACCCAAAGGGACAAAUUGCGCGCAUGAAGGAAUCUGGUCUGGUGAGCAAGGUCUGUGUGUGGAUCAAUCCGUACCUGGGUCAAACGUCUCCAGUGUUCAAAGAGGCAGCCGAAAAGGGCUUCCUGCUCAAACGCAAGAAUGGUGAUGUCUUUCAGUGGGAUCUUUGGCAAGCCGGAAUGGGGAUCGUUGACUUCACGAACCCGGAGGCGUGCCAAUGGUUUGUCAGCUGCUUGAAGAAGCUGUUUGACACUGGUGUGGAUGCCAUCAAAACCGACUUUGGCGAGCGUAUCCCGACCAAGGACGUGCAGUGGUAUGAUGCAAAUAUGGAUCCCGCGAAGAUGCACAACUACUACCCAUUUCUGUACAACAAGCUUGUCUUCGAAGCACUCCAGGAACGCUACGGCAAGGAUGAAGCUGUCCUCUUUGCUCGUUCGGCGUGUGCUGGCACUCAGCGAUUUCCGCUGCAGUGGGGAGGCGACUGUGAAAGUAGCUUUGAAGCCAUGGCCGAGUCUCUGCGCGGUGGCCUAUCGCUCGGCCUCUGCGGCUUCUCCUUCUGGUCUGUCGACAUUGGUGGCUUCGAGGGCUCGCCGGACCCUAUCAUCUACAAGCGAUGGGUCCCAUUUGGUCUCUUGUGCUCGCACUCCAGGCUGCACGGCUCCAACUCGUAUCGAGUGCCGUGGCUCAUCGAUGACGACGAAAAGGGCGAACAAGGCUGCUCGGCUGUAUUGCGUCGGUUUACGCAGCUCAAGUGCAGAUUGAUGCCUUAUCUGUACAGUCAGUCGAUGGAAGCCAUUGGACAUGGAUGGCCAGUCAGUGUGAGGGCCAUGGCUCUGGAAUUCCCCCGCGACAAAACAGCCUGGUCAUGCGAUCAACAGUUCAUGCUCGGCAGCAGUCUUCUUGUAGCCCCCGUCUUUGACGACAGCGGCGUCGUGGAGUUCUACCUGCCGGCAGGACGAUGGACUAGCUUCUGGGACCACCAAAAAGUCAUCCAAGGGCCUCAAUGGGUCGCCGAGCAGCACGACUUCACCACCCUUCCACUCUACGUUCGGGAAGGAAGUAUCUUGGUAUUGGGCAGGUGCGGCGAGACGAGGACGGUGUACGACUGGAUCGAUCCUUCUCAGCAUGAGGUCAGGCUGUACGAGCCGAAGCAGGACAGCAGCUUCCAUCUCUACGACAGUGGCGGGAAAUUGGCAACAACGCUCGAGGUCGAGGAGGUGCUGGGAGAAUGGCGGGUCAAGGCGGGCAGCGAUGUAGAGCUCAGUGUCUGCCGACUCAGUCGAGCUCAGAACUAUUGAAAGGCGAGGUUUCGAUGGGGAUGUCGCAGCUAACCGGGGCGUGAGAGAUGACUUCCCUGCGCAGCCUGGUGUCCCGUGUCCGUCGUGUACGUCCUUGCCACUGAAAUGGAAUUUUGCCACAGAGACAACGCACUUUGUAGAAUAUCCUUGAACAGCUGCACAAGGCCUGUAGCGCUGAUUGCACGUCUCGGUACGCGAGGCGAGGCGAGGCGAGGCACCCGUUCAUAUAGCACUUUUUUAUGGUACACCACGACGAACCG